Molecule: messenger RNA, 2465 nt
Organism: Xylona heveae TC161
Lineage: Eukaryota; Fungi; Ascomycota; Xylonomycetes; Xylonales; Xylonaceae
Product: calcineurin-like phosphoesterase
Exons: 6
Coding region: 211-2220 (669 amino acids)
Biological process (GO): nucleotide catabolic process
Cellular component (GO): cytosol
Molecular function (GO): hydrolase activity
Source: RefSeq, a predicted model, not a curated record
CCUGCAUCUCUCUUUGGCGUUGAUCGCAAAGAACCUCCCAAGAGAUGAUUUCAAUUCGUCCUAUAAAAACCAUGGCCGACCUCUACUGGAUGCAUUUGGCGGCUUCAGCAGAAGCAGCGUCGACCUCGCUGUUAUCGUUGUCGUCUUGCACUCUGGUAUACCAGAAGGCCGAUCACUGCGCCUGUCUAUUGUCCUCUGCCAUUUAGAAACAUGCGCGCGGGACAUCUUCUCGGCCUGGCGCCAUUGGCGUUGACUGCUUUGGCUUGCGACAGCUGCUAUGGCCCUCAAAACAAUGUCGUCCUCACUAGAAACGUUCGUCGCAUGCAGCCUGAUGCUGAGAACGCAACGGUGCUGCCCCGUGGUCCCCUGGAAUGGGGUCAGAUUAACUUUCUGCACACCACCGACACUCAUGGAUGGCUGGAAGGCCAUAUCAAGGAGCAAAACUACGGUGCCGACUGGGGUGACUUUGUCUCGUUCACCAAGCAUAUGAAGAAGAAGGCCAAAGAUAUGGAUGUGGACUUGCUCUUGGUUGACACUGGCGAUUUGCAUGAUGGUGCUGGUCUUAGCGAUGCCACCAGCCCUGAUGGAGCAUUUUCGAACCCUGUCUUUGAGAAUAUCGAUUAUGAUCUCCUGACAAUUGGAAACCACGAGUUGUAUGUUUCCGAGGUCUCGUAUGAGACAUUCAAUGGCUUCGCCAAGGUCUACGGCGACAGAUACUUGACUAGCAACGUCGAAAUUCUCAACCCUGCUACGGGCAAAUUCGAGUCGCUUGGUGCCAAGUACCGGUACUUUACGACUGAGCACGGUCUUCGGAUCAUGUCUUUUGGCGUCAUCUUUGAUUUCACCGGUAACUCGAAUGCUUCACGCAUCACCAAGGCCAAGGACAUGGUCAAGCAGCCUUGGUUCCUAAGUGCUGUGAACUUCACUGAGCCCAUUGAUCUCUUCGUUCUGCUCGGCCACAACCCUCCUCGGACAACCGCCCCUACCAGCACUUGGGGAACUAUCUAUUCUACCAUCCGCAAGAUGAGACCAGAUGUCCCGAUUCAAGUCUUUGGUGGCCAUACCCACGUCCGCGACUUUGUCGUCUACGACACCCUUGGAACCGGCUUGGAGUCUGGAAGAUACUGCGAAAGCCUUGGAUGGCUAUCCAUGAGCGGCAUUAACUCGACCGCUUUUACCGGCACCCAGAAGCCUCAUGGAGUUCCUCACCCGACCACGAAGCCGAUCGCUGUGAAUACCACUGCUUCUGCCAAUAUCAGUGGUGCAGCUACCCAGGACUAUGGCUUGAAAUUUUCCCGCCGAUACCUUGACUGGAACCGUCUCACUUUCACCUACCACGCUGCUGGCAGCCAGAAGCGCGCAUUCGAUACCCCUGCUGGCUUGCGUACUACUGGUGAAAUCAGCGCCAUGCGCCAACAGCUUAACCUCACCGGUCUCUACGGCUGCGCUCCUCAAACUUACUGCCAGUACUGCAAGCCAUUCGGAGACCCGGGAAACAUCUACACACUCCUUACUGAUGCUCUUGCUGCCACUGUUGUCAAUCAGUCUCGUGCCGACGUGCCCCGUCUGGUUAGUACCAACACUGGCAGCGUCCGCUUUGACUUGGCCAAGGGCCCUUUCACUUACGACGAUUCAUUCAUCGUCUCACCUUUUAUUAACAAGUUUUACUACAUUCCUGAUGUGCCUUAUAAGUUUGCCAGCCAAAUGCUGGAUCUCCUCAACUCGGGUCCGUACCAGAAGCGUGAUGCCCUCACCGGUACCCCUGAAUAUGGCGCCAUGCCGAAGCGCGACUCGUGCGUCGACCCGCCGAUCACGCAUAAUCAUCUAGAGUCGCGCUCCUACCCUGGAGGCAAGCUGCUCCGCCGUCAGGAGCUCACUCCCGGUUAUACUACCACCGACGACUUUGGCACUAACGGCGACGAUACCAUCCACUCCGUCAUCCCGUACUAUGACGUUCCCAUUGACUUUCAGGCUAACGCUUCCUUCCCCACGGACGGCAGCGAGCCCGAAACAGUCGACUAUGUCUUUACCGACUUUAUGCUCAAGUUUGUUCUGUCAGCCUUCCAGCAGCUUGGAGCGAACUACACCACCUCCGACGUCACCUAUUAUAUGCCUCAGUCAUUUUCUACCCAGACUUACUUGCCCGAAUACGCCAAAACCCAUUGGCACAAGAACAUGCCUAACUGCCCCGUGGGUGCCGGUAUUGGCUUUUCCAAUUAGCCUUCUUUAUUCCUGUCGGACGCCUCUUUCAUUCGGAUUUCAAGUAUGAAAAAAUACAGUGAUUGAGGAGAUGAUGAUUUUUAUUAUUUGAAAAGCUUGUCAUGUUGACGUUUGUUUCAUUAAAAAAAAGUGUAAUGUAUACAGGCAUGGGAUGAGGCGUGGAGAGUGUAUUGUUUCGGUUGGGGGUGGGCGGGCAAGGAGUUGAACGUGGAGCUGAGUGGUUGUGGUAUUGACGGUGUAGCAUU